Messenger RNA from Lichtheimia ornata, 1356 nucleotides. RefSeq names its product tubulin beta-2 chain. The record is from RefSeq and is a predicted model, not a curated record. Lineage: Eukaryota; Fungi; Mucoromycota; Mucoromycetes; Mucorales; Lichtheimiaceae. Gene Ontology annotation, molecular function: GTP binding; GTPase activity; structural constituent of cytoskeleton. The transcript has 6 exons. The coding region runs from base 1 to 1356 and encodes 451 amino acids. Gene Ontology annotation, cellular component: cytoplasm; microtubule. Gene Ontology annotation, biological process: mitotic cell cycle; microtubule cytoskeleton organization.
AUGAGAGAAAUCAUUCACGUUCAAGCAGGUCAAUGUGGCAAUCAGAUUGGUCAAAAGUUCUGGGAAACCAUCAGUCAAGAACAUGGUAUCGAUGGCACAGGUGCUUAUGCUGGUGACAAUGAUCUUCAAUUGGAACGUAUCAAUGUCUACUAUAACGAAGGCUCCACUGGCAAAUAUGUACCAAGAGCUGUGCUUGUUGAUUUGGAACCUGCUACAAUGGAUGCUAUUCGAGGCAGCACCUAUGGCAAGCUCUUUCGACCAGACAACUUUAUCCAUGCUCAAUCGGGUGCUGGUAACUCAUGGGCCAAGGGUUACUACACCGAGGGUGCUGAAUUGGUGGAAUCUGUAUUGGAUGUGAUUCGCAAGGAGGCUGAACACACUGAUUGCUUGCAAGGCUUCCAGUUGGCUCACUCCCUUGGUGGUGGCACUGGCUCGGGUAUGGGCUCACUCUUGCUUUCCAAGAUCCGCGAAGAAUACCCAGAUCGUAUGUUGUGUACCUAUUCAGUGGUGCCAUCUCCAAAGGUCUCUGAUACCGUCGUGGAGCCUUACAAUGCCGUAUUGACCGUACAUCAACUCGUGGAAAAUUGUGAUGCCACCUUUUGCAUUGAUAACGAAGCUCUUUACGACAUUUGCUUCCGUACUCUCAAGCUUACCAACCCUGGCUAUGGUGAUCUCAAUCAACUCGUAUCAGCUGUCAUGUCCGGUGUCUCUACCUCGUUGCGUUUCCCUGGUCAAUUGAACUCUGAUCUUCGUAAACUCUUUGUCAAUAUGGUGCCAUUCCCUCGUCUUCACUUUUUCAUGGUUGGCUUUGCACCUUUGACGGCCUUUGGUUCACAACAAUACCGUAAUUUGAGCGUCCCUGAACUUACAGCACAAAUGUUUGAUGCUCGUAACAUGAUGGCUGCUUCUGAUCCUCGUCAUGGCCGUUACCUUACUGUGGCUACCAUGUUCCGUGGUCGUCUUUCCACCAAGGAGGUUGAGAACCAAAUGUUGGCUGUGCAGCAAAAGAACUCGUCUUACUUUGUGGAAUGGAUUCCUAACAGCGUCAAGACAUCUUUGUGUGACAUUCCACCUGUCGGUUUGAAAAUGUCGGGCACUUUUAUCGGCAACAGCACCUCUAUUCAAGAAUUGUUCAAGCGUGUCAAUGAGCAAUUCACGGCCAUGUUUAGACGCAAGGCUUUCAUGCAUUGGUACACGGGUGAAGGCAUGGAUGAAAUGGAAUUCACCGAAGCUGAAUCCAACAUGAACGAUUUGGUGUCGGAAUAUCAACAAUACCAAGAAGCCACUGCCGAUGAAGAAAUGUUGGAUGAUGAAGAGGAGUAUCUCGAAGAGGAUGAGCAACCAUUGGACGAUUAG